AUGGAAGUCAUCGGUCAAGGUUUCAACUUACCUUUAGAAGACAUGAGUAUUACCAACGAUAAUAUUGAUAUUUAUGCAAAAUGGCUUUUUGAGCCUCAACACCGACCAGCAGCUGUGACUCAGGAAGGAUUAGAGCAGGAGUUUUAUCAGAUCAUAUUUCACCAGCUUUCUUUGUUAUUUCAGCCUCGUAUCCUACAUUCGGCUAACAACGCCUAUGCUUAUAACACUCCAGCGAAUUCGACGGCCUCAACAGCAAGCACUGCAGCUACACAGCAUUCAACUUCGCACAAUACGAAGUCAGCGUUUCAUUUGAACAUGCUAGCAGCAGGCGCUCACAGCACGCUCGUUCCUAUACCUUUCAAUGAUACUCCUUCUAGUAGGCCAACAACUACCCCACAACAGCAGCAAAAGCAGCAGCAACAACAGCAUUUGAGUCAACUAGUGCAGAAGCAUGUCGAGUUAUGUAAAAAAACACUCAAAGUAUUUGCAAUGGCAGGAAGAACUUUAAAAUUGUCUCCAAAGACGUGGACGGAUUUAUUGAAAGUGAUUUUAGGUAUCUCUGACUAUUUAUUGAAAGAAACUCGACAGGAACAGCAAGUUGGAUCGGGCUCCGAUACCGCAGUGGAUAUCAAUAUGGCAGACGAGCUAUGCGAUACUUUAUUGCAAGUGCUUUUCGAAUUAUGGCUACGGUCAAAAACCAUGGAUUUGGAAAUGUGGAACAUUUUAAAGACUUGUUUUGCGCGAUGGACACACCGGUCCAAAACUAUACAACAGUGGAGCUCCACUUCUUUGGCCCUCACUAAGCAUAUUCAGUUCUUACUCUAUGGCGCGAAUGAGGGCACUGAACGUGUUUAUUUGAGCGGCCCUAACAUUAAGUUAGAGCUUCCCAAGGAGUUUGUCCAUUAUGCGUGGUACCGCGUCUUAUACUUACUACCUCAUCCAUUACAGCUUCCUCAUGCUCAUAACUUCACAUUAUCCAUGUUAGCCAUUGGAAAGUUGGUAGAAACGUUGUUGAAUAAUACUCAGCAACAACAAAAAGGUACAACCAAUGUCCACACUACCACAGCUGUUAGUGAGGACACAUAUAAUCAAAGUAGACCAAACGGAAAUACAAUCUUAAAUAUGUUUGGCACUUACCUGUUUGAUGCUACAUCAAAAACAUCCAUAACUAUACCCACGCCAUUACGGACAAUAACAUCUGCUUCACCACUAUCAACCACAAGCAUAACCAAUUCUAAUAAUGGCCAAAAGAAGGAUGAUCUGCAAGAAUUUCAACGUGGAUGCGCUGAAUCUUUUGCCACUCUAUGUAAAAUUUUCUGUACUCCUCAGCAGAUAGAACCUUUUCAUCGUACGUAUAUUGAGCGCUUUUAUGCUGCAAUACGUAUCGGACUUCAAUCAGAUGUUUGUCUCCCUACUAUCUUACUCUCCUGCACUGAUCUAUUCGCUGCUACAAAUUUGGAAGGAGUGCGUAUGUUGGUGCCCGAUUUCAUUGCUGCAAUCAAGAUGAUUCUUCCCAAGUUGCGUUUUGAUUACAAACUUACCAAUGGCAUAUCCAUUGACCAGUUAAGACUGGCAGCACUGAAAGUAUUGAGUACAAUCAUGUGUAUGCCUAACCAUUUUGAAAAGUUGAAAGAAAAGAAAGGCGGUUUGUCAAUACGGGACGACUACGAAUUGUGUCGAAAUAAUUUAACUGAGAAUGUGUCAGUAGCAUCUCCAAUGAUAGGAGAACAGGAACAAAUCAUUACUCAAUUGAUACGUGUACUAUAUGCGUCAUCGGCUAGUACAGAAGAGUCUGAUUUUACAAACUCAUCUCUAAAAUUUUACAUUUUAGAGGUUUUGCUCAUGUCGCUACGCACAGAAACCUCAUCAUAUAAUAUGAGAUAUAUUCUUCAUUUAAUUAACGUGUAUGUGAUAGAAGAUGUUCCCUUUUGUCCUGGACUGGUUGGCACAGUUGUAAAGUUGAUACAGGAGAAGAUUCUCACAAUGCAAUUACCAGCAGAUGUUACACUGGUGGCUUUCGAUGUAUUAAUGAACUUCGUUGAUCUAUAUGAUUUUGUUAAGCGGGACAGUAAGAACGUCGCAAGAGAACUUGUUUUGGCGCUUAGUCGCUAUGUUGAUACCCUGUUAUAUGCUGGCAAGCUUGCUCAAACUUAUCCUCUCAUUGUUCAAGCAUAUGAUUGUAUGAUUAAAUGGAUUUUGAUCAGUCAAUGGAUUAUUGAUGAUAGUGAUUGUUAUAAUGCUGUAAUUGCAACAUUAAGUAGAGGAAUUACCAUAUUUGACAGAAAUACGGCCGCAACUUCAGAAACCGUAGCAGAGCCCAAUACAGCGGUUAAUGUUGAGAAGAAAAAGAAAAGAGAGACAGCUUUCCCUCCACCUAAGCAAUUAUUCCAGUUACCACCUAGAGUGGGCAAGAGCGGGCAUUCCCAUCAGCAUAACAAUUUUCAGCAGCCGCAUAUGGAUCCAGCGAGUACAACUUCCACAGGGUCGAAUUCAACAGUUAGAAAGAAGGAAGAAGUGGCAGUCCGUAUGGCAGCCGAAUAUUGUAUGUCGCAAUUAAUAAACCAUUUGGGACGUUUCCCGUUACCUUUGGAACAGGUAAUACUAGGCAAGAAAACAAUAAAUAACGGCUCAACAGCUAGACUGGCAAUGAUGGAUGACAUUGAGUAUCUAAAACAACUCGCAGUCAACGAUAACAGCAAUGAAACAACUGCAAUAUCUGAUAUGAAGUUCUUUUUGAUCGAUAAGAGAACGAUCUUAACCAUUAUUGAUGUAACUUAUUCAGAACAUGAAAAGAAGAAUGAACUAGGGCAAGUACCAUCCAUUAUAGUCAUUAUCCGAGAUACAACAGGCAAAUAUGUUUGGUCUAUGAAAGCACGUUAUAAGGAAGACAGGGGAAAAUUAUCAGAGCAAGUAGCAACACCAUCAUCACCGUCGUUGAUAAUAGAAUCGCCGAAAAUUAUGACACCUACAAUGGACAAACAGCUGCAAUCGUUGCCUCAUGUGGCACCUACUGUUGCUGCUGUGAAUGAGAAAGAAAUGCCUACUAUUAAAACUCUAUUUGCACCAGAAACUGAAGCGUAUGAGCAAUGGCAAAGCCUUAAACAAUUAAUACAAAAGCAAGAGGAGCUCGAACGAAAGUUACCGUCAACUCAACACAUCGAUACAACGAAUGUAGAUCAGAUCAGGACGGUGAAUGACUCCAAUUACCGGCAACAACAUCAAGAACUAAAUAAAGGAUUUAGAUUGUUUCUAGCACAAAUUGGCUAUCUUUUGUCUGAGAAUAGAUACCAUAUCACUCCACUACACUUAAAUGACUCCCUAAUAUCAGAAAUAGAAAGAUUGGACCAACUCAAUGAGUCCGGAGACACAACCUGGGAAGAUUUGAUAAAGAAACCAUCUCCUUUAAGCGAACAAUUUCUACAAUUCAUCCACUGUCUAGGUUGGCCAAUUAAAACAGUCGAGCAUAAAGGAUUUAAAGGCAAAUUGGAUGCUUCUUGCUGUGAUACUAUUCCAUACUAUUCGGAUCGGACAGUGGAGUUUAUGGUCAACGUUCCUUACUUUAAUAAAAGGAAAGAAAAUUUAACUCUACCUGAUCAAUUCAGUCAGAUAUCCUCUGAGGACCAUGUAUGCAUCGUUUGGAUAGAAGACAUGAUGCACUAUAAGAGACUGGCCAAAGUAAUCAAAAAUUGUACGGCAAAAAUGAUGGUAUAUCUAUUCAUUCACCCGCUAAAAAAAAGCGCACACAGACUCUAUUGGAUACGUAUAUGGAUACCUUCCUUUACCGAUGCUAAUCAUGCUAAUCAGCUUGCCAGCCAGCGAUUAAAUGAAAAUGCUUUGGUUUUUGGACCUUUGGUGGAUGGCAUUGUUGUGAGCCGUCAUGCGUUGGGCUCGAUGGUUAGGAGUACAGCUAUUUCUGCCCACCAAGCAUGUAGAGUUGUGACCGACACGUAUACAAGGCCUUACGUGAUACGUAAGGAGUAUAUUGAAGAAGUAGCACUUCGACACCGGAGCGAAGUACCGUUAUCUACGUAA
Messenger RNA from Mycotypha africana, 4032 nucleotides. RefSeq lists its product as uncharacterized. Gene Ontology annotation, biological process: activation of GTPase activity; regulation of small GTPase mediated signal transduction. Gene Ontology annotation, molecular function: GTPase activator activity. NCBI's taxonomy places the organism in Eukaryota, Fungi, Mucoromycota, Mucoromycetes, Mucorales, Mycotyphaceae. The transcript is spliced from 8 exons. The record is from RefSeq and is a predicted model, not a curated record. The coding region runs from base 1 to 4032 and encodes 1343 amino acids.